GUUCUCCCAAAUCGAGCCACCGCUCGUCGUCUCCCGGGGGAAGGAGCACUGCGUGAGGCGAUCGCGAGGGGGAGAUAGCGGGCGGCGUCGGCAGCGGCGUGGGGCAUGGCGGCGGCGUCGUAUUCCUCGUCGUCAUCGGCGGCGGGGCUUGGGGGAGGCGGUGCGGCGGCGGCGGCGGUGGCCGGGCUCAAGACCUACUUCAAGACGCCCGAGGGGAGGUACAAGCUUCAGUACGAGAAGGCCCACCCGGCUGCCGUCCUCCACUACAAUCAUGGCGGGAAGACCGUCUCGCAGUUGACGGUGGCAUACCUGAAGGAGAGGUCUACUGGCCAAGGCUCCACACCAUCGACACCAAGCUCUAGCAGUGGGAUGCGGUCGGCGGCGGCAAGGCUGCUGGGCAACGGGAAUGGUAGCCGAGCACUUAGCUUUGUUGGGGGCAAUGGUGUAAGCCGGGCUGUGUCUGGAAGCAGCCGUAUAGGAGGAAGCCUUGGUACAUCUGCAAGCCUUGGAGGAUCCCAACCUGUAGCAAACUAUGAUGGCAAGGGUGCAUACAUCAUCUUCAAUGCCGCCGAUACGCUCUUCAUCAGUGACCUAAAUUCCCAGGACAAGGAUCCAGUAAAGUCCAUGCAUUUUAGCAACUCGAACCCAUUGUGCCAUGCGUUCGACCCUGAGGCCAAGGAGGGGCAUGACCUGAUCAUUGGAAUGGGAUCAGGCGAUGUCUAUUCAAUGUCACUGAGGCAACAGUUACAAGAAUCUGGAAGGAAGCCUGUUGCAGCCCAGCAUUAUAAUAAGGGUGAUAAAGAUGGAACAAGCAUUAGCAGCCGAUGCACUUCUGUUGCAUGGGUGCCGGAGCGUGAAGGCAUCUUUGUUGUUAGCCAUUCUGAUGGAAAUUUGUAUGUAUAUGAUAAAUGCAAAGAUGGAAAUACUGAGUGUACAUUUCCAGCAAUAAAGGAUCCAGCUCAGUUGAUAGUUUCACAUGCAAAGUCGAGUAAGAGUAACCCAAUUGCUAGAUGGCAUAUUUGUCAUGGUUCAAUCAAUGCAAUGUCCUUCUCUCCAGAUGGGGCAUAUUUGGCGACUGUUGGACGAGAUGGUUAUUUGAGGGUGUUUGACUUUUCAAAGGAACAACUAAUAUUUGGUGGGAAAAGUUAUUACGGGGCUCUCUUGUGUUGCACCUGGAGCUCGGAUGGCAAAUAUCUAUUGACAGGUGGCGAAGAUGAUCUUGUGCAGGUAUGGAGCAUGGACGACAGAAAGAUAGUUGCAUGGGGCGAAGGGCAUAAUUCCUGGGUUAGUGGAGUUGCUUUCGAUCCAUAUUGGUCCCCACCAAAUUCUGAUGGAACCGGAGAAAAUGUCGUGUAUCGUUUUGGCUCAGUUGGUCAGGACACCCAAUUGCUCCUGUGGGACUUGGCAAUGGAUGAGAUUGUUGUCCCACUACGUCAUCCUUCAGGUGGCUCGCCAACAUUUAGCGGUGGGAGCCCUUCUGCACACUGGGACAGUGCAUGCCCGCCAACAGGUAUUCUUCAACCUUCUCCAAGAAUGCGAGACGUACCAAAGCUUUCGCCCCUUAUCGCCCACCGAGUACAUGCGGAUCCCUUGUCCAGUCUGGUGUUCACCAAUGAAUCAAUCCUCACCAUUUGCCGUGAGGGACUCAUCAAGAUAUGGUCCAGACCCAUCCGCAGUGAAAACAACCAACAGUCGAAUUCUUCCGAGUUAGGUAUAGACAAUACUGUUUCAAAGGAUAGGGUGAUCACAUCCUCGACUAAAGCAGGCGGUUCCAGUUUCAAGCAACCUUCACCUGUUCUCUUGACAUGACCGCAUGUCUCGCUUGUGGACUUUUCUGCUCUGCAUUGUUCGUCAAGUGUCGUACCAAUACCAUGAUUUAUGGAACGGGAUUGUCAAAAGAGGCUGCUGAGUGCUGGUGAUGGAGGCGUGUGCUCAUUUAUUUGCAGAUGUUCCUUGGUUACAGCAAUGCUAGUGUUGCCUGUCGCGUGACACAAAAAUAAUAAUGGAACAUAACCCUGUACAGAUACAUAUACUCCAAGAAAGCUAAUACAAGUUCGUUGUCUGUGUUUCAUAUUAUCCAAUGAGCUAAUAUGCGAGGGGAUGACUGAUGGAGGCCGCUCUUGGCUGCUUGUAUAAUUUUUAUGCUCUGUAACCUUUGUUAGUCUCUUGAAGACGCCGUUAUGAUUCG
Messenger RNA from Brachypodium distachyon (stiff brome), 2188 nucleotides. Its product is annotated as WD repeat-containing protein 20. Lineage: Eukaryota; Viridiplantae; Streptophyta; Magnoliopsida; Poales; Poaceae. Gene Ontology annotation, molecular function: protein binding. The record is from RefSeq and is a predicted model, not a curated record. The transcript is spliced from 11 exons. Bases 106 to 1809 code for a protein of 567 amino acids.